CAUCUAGGUUUAUUAAAUGUUCUAAACCGUCUCUGGUAGUCUUUGACACAGACGGUUGGUCUUUGCACACAUCACGGAGCAGGAGCUGUAACCGUGUCCAUGGCAACGCGGUCUGAAGUUCCAAACAGUCAGCGCUCCUUAACCUUACUUAAAGUUUCUCGAUCUGCUCCUACAAUGCAUUCAGAAAAUGUCUCCGAUCUCAUGAGCAACGAUCUUCCAUUCACAACAUCUGGGUACCAAGGAAUAGAUGGCCAGAUCUCCCAGAUCCCAGGACUGUCCCCGACCAUCAGCAGUCUUCCUGAAGAGAGGGCCCGAGGGAGAAGGGCCGGUGUCCUAGACAGUGAUUCUGACUAUGUCAAGCUUGCAAAACAAGGAGGGCAUAAGGGACUUUUAUGGCACGAGGAAUCCACAACUUCUAAACCUGAUGCAUACGAGCCUCUGGGCAGGUUCUUCGCAGGAUCAGGAGAUGAUGAAAAACCAAGUCUAAUUAACAGUGAAGAGAAGAAAAACCUUGGAGCUUUUCAACAGCGAGAGCCCCCCUUUGGGACGGACAACAUGUCAGCAUGGGAGAGGGAUGAUAGCAGCAGCAAUGCCAAAGAGAAGAACAACAAUGUUCAUUACAGCCAGAUGGAGAAAUUGCAGCCAUCCGAUCAAUAUUAUGAGACCAGCAAAUUCAAGAGGAUAGUAUAUGACAAGAAUCCAGCCCCUGUCGACAUGUCUAAGCUGUUGAGCUUUGGUUAUGCCAAUGAGAACAAACCACUAGACAAUACUGAUUUGUCAGAUUAGAAGACUGCCAGUGCCGUGGAAAAAAGGAUGUACAAACCCAAAUGCUUCCAACAGGAAUUGUUGCCAUCCUUUCUUCCCUUUAUUCAUUUCUUUAUUACCCCUUCAUAUACUGAGCCACAUCAAAUGUUUUACUUAGUUUCAAAUGUUCUUUGAUGUCAGAUGUAUUACACAAGUGUGAAAGUGCUUAAUUGAGUUCAAGCUUGGACCUGUUAUUUAUUGUGCCCGUUGGUGGUGCCUCAUUAACUGUAUUCCUUAAGUAAAGAAGACAGUCUUUAUUUCUGUGUCUGUAACUUUUUAAAAGGCAGAUUUAAGGAUUAAAAUGUGAUUGUUCAAAUAAA
Messenger RNA from Etheostoma cragini (Arkansas darter), 1124 nucleotides. RefSeq lists its product as uncharacterized. The record is from RefSeq and is a predicted model, not a curated record. Lineage: Eukaryota; Metazoa; Chordata; Actinopteri; Perciformes; Percidae. The coding region runs from base 100 to 786 and encodes 228 amino acids. The transcript is spliced from 8 exons.